Eucalyptus grandis is the source of this 1474-nucleotide messenger RNA. Its product is annotated as DNA-directed RNA polymerase III subunit RPC6. Gene Ontology annotation, cellular component: RNA polymerase III complex. NCBI's taxonomy places the organism in Eukaryota, Viridiplantae, Streptophyta, Magnoliopsida, Myrtales, Myrtaceae. The transcript has a single exon. The record is from RefSeq and is a predicted model, not a curated record. The coding region runs from base 556 to 1284 and encodes 242 amino acids. Gene Ontology annotation, biological process: transcription by RNA polymerase III.
AUGUGUUCUUUUGUCUAUGUUUUGCGGUUCGUUUCGCUUAUGAAUCAAUGAUCAAAGACAAUGUCGCAUGGUCAGUUUAAUUUGUACAUUUCAUGACUUUGUACUUGAUUGAUGAAGGGUUUUCCUGCCAAGAUCUUGGUUGAACAGUAACUCCUGUCUGCACUUUUUCUGAUUAGCUUUUAUAUUACGGGGUGUAGGACUAAAAUUGCACUUUUUCCUUGUCUCUGAACAGUGGCCAAUGCGUCGGCAUCUGUGGUUUAUAAUGUUUCUGUUGUUGUUCGUUCUAUUUGGUUUCCUAUAUCUCAUUGCCUUUGCUUCAAUUUUUUUUUUGUGAUUAAUAUCCAAUGGCGCUUUUGAGCUAGCGAUUAAUGUUCUUUGACUUUUCCCCUUGGUUGUUCCAUUUUGGAUCGAAGCUAUAAGCAAACUCUUUUCCCAGUUACUGACAUAUGCUUUGUAAAUUAUCUAUUAUUGGCAUGUUAAUCUAUUUUGGAACUGGAGGAAGCUAUGUUCUUGUCUGGUUAAGACUUCACUAUUUCGAUAAUGUCAUGAACUUUUAUGUGUGCGCUCUCUCUCUAUUCAGUGACGGCAAUGGGAAAAAGGAAGCGUCCGGACUCAAAAGUUCCUGCUCUGUCCAUGACCGAGCAAGAGAAGAUCGUCUACAAUCUGAUCCAGAGCAAGCAAGACUUGGGCAUCUGGUCGAGGGACAUGAAGCGGGAGACUAGCCUCCCUAACAACGUCGUAGACAAGUCUCUCAAGUCCCUCUGCAGCAAAGGCCUGAUCAAGGAGGUUGUCACUGUCUGGUCCAAGAGCCGAAAGCACUUCCUUGCCUCCGAGUUUGAGCCCUCCUCAGAGAUCACUGGCGGGAAGUGGUAUGACCAAGGGACCCUCGACACUGAGUUCAUCGACUUCCUUAAGGACCAGUGCCUGAAGCACAUCCGGAAUAUGAAGAUUGCAACAGUGGACAUGGUUGCGAACGCCGUCCGGAGGUCGAGGGUCCUGAAGAAUGACUGCUCUAGUCAAGAGAUUGGUGAGAUCGUCAGGGCAUUGAUUUUGGACAAUGACGUGAUUGAGAUGAGGAGCAAUGGACUGGGGGAGUUUGCUUCUGUCCCGACCGGUAGGAUGUGUUAUAAGUGUAGGAGGUCGCCCGAUGCCACGAAGGAACCGAGAGUUGGGGCAAUGGCUUCAAUACCUUGCGGUGUGUGCCCGCAAAUAGCCAAUUGUGCACCUGGGGGCGUCAUCUCCCCGAUGACUUGUGAGUAUUAUAGUAUGUGGUUGGAUUUUUGAGUGAUGAUGGCCUUCUUUGGAUGUGUUGGCUGGCAAAAGAUAUCGGUGCUCUUCUAUUCAAAGGGCUUUUGUCACUUGUAGAUAAUUUAUUUGUGUGGCUUGUUAGCAAACCUUAGCACAGCAGCCCUGUAAAUACAUGCUAGUUUCUGGUAAUUGAUCUUUACAGAUGUAGAAUUAUUAGCCCUGUAAA